Messenger RNA from Aspergillus thermomutatus, 1224 nucleotides. RefSeq lists its product as uncharacterized. NCBI's taxonomy places the organism in Eukaryota, Fungi, Ascomycota, Eurotiomycetes, Eurotiales, Aspergillaceae. The coding region runs from base 1 to 1224 and encodes 407 amino acids. The record is from RefSeq and is a predicted model, not a curated record. The transcript is spliced from 5 exons.
AUGCUUAGCUCUAUCUUCUCUAUCCUGGUUGUGGCUGUUUCAGCAGCAGCUUUGUUCUCGGACUGUAGCUGCUUGGCUGGUGCAGUCUCUGUCCUCGGCACGGAGCCACUUGCAUCUGCUUUUUGCUCUCAGCAUGUUAGCAUCUCUACUGUGGUGGAGUCCACCACCAUCACCACACCAGCAGCGACCACUAUCAGCGUUAAGACUGUGCCUGCACCUUUCACAAUCACCGAGACUUUGGUUGACAUCAGGAGUACAAGUACAACCAUAACACAGACGUUUGACAUUCCUUACGUAUCAACGAAAGCCGUCACAGUCACUUCUCCCACCGUGCAAUGCUAUGCUGGAACUAGCUUUGGCAGUCAGCCAACUCUGGCACCUGUGGCCCGUGGCUUAGAGAAGAGACAACUCCCAACUAUCUCUCUCCCUACAAUCCCUCUACCGACUUUGCCGAUCCCCAUGCCCACCUGGGUACCACCAUUGGAGGCGUCUUUGCUUUCUUCGGCCUGUGAAUGUUUUCUGGGACCUUCUCUUACUGUCACUUCCACCACAUCCAAGUGGGUAGCCUCGGGCACGUUGACAGCCACUGUGGAGGUAACAACAAUUCCGACAACGACAAAAGAGGUCACAUUGACCAUAACCUCAACUGCCCUGGUUGUUACUGCUGUUUCCACUGCAACAUCCACCGUGACAACUACAACCACGUCAUAUACCCCAGUCCCGACCAACACGCAGCUCGGCUUGAACUGGUACUAUUACUACAGUUCUCAAAACUACUUCCCCGGCCAUGCAAUCACGUUUGAUCCUCAAACAUUCAACAGCCCUAACUAUAACUUUAGCGGCUAUGUCCAGAAUGUUGCCAGCUUCCAAACCGUGAACUACCCAAGCACAAGCCACACAUGUAACCUACCAGCCAACGAACCAUGCGCCACCACCGACAAUGCCUUCUAUGCCUGGCACGGGACAAAGGCGUACAGUGACUACCAGAAAAACAACGACGACUACCUGGCGGGUAACUAUAUCCCACAGGCUGGCUCAGUUACGGUCCAAGUAGGCGUCGGAGAGCUUGUUCCCUUUACUUUCAUGUGGGCCAAUGGUGGCGGUCCCGGUCAGGCGUUGCUGACUAUAACUGACCCUGCUGGCAAGGCGCAUGCGGACACGACAGGCUUCUUUGUUCCUGCAAAUGGCACUUGUCCUGGCUACACCAAUCCAUUCUCUCCUUAG